Molecule: messenger RNA, 340 nt
Organism: Staurois parvus
Lineage: Eukaryota; Metazoa; Chordata; Amphibia; Anura; Ranidae
Source: the annotation of a GenBank genome assembly
UUAUAGCCAGACUGCAGUGGGCAUUCUGACACUGGGGUGGAACUGACUUGGUGUCACUGAAAUCCCCAGUGAUACCAAUACAGUGAUCAGUGCUAAUAAAAAGCACUGACACUGUACUAAUGGCACUGGGCAGGAAGGGGUUAACAUGUGGGGCAAUCAAAGGGUUAACUGUGUGCUGUUUUACUAUGUGUGCUGUGUGUGUUUUAGUGUAAGCACACUGCUUUGUAUGGCUCUGCCAUGCAGAGCCAUACAAAGCCAUAUGCAGGAGCUGACAGGCGAGAGAUCUGUGUAUUCAUUUACAUACAGGUCGCUCCCCCAUCAGAAACCCUUGGAGAUCGCC